GAAAAGGCGGGAAGGACUGCUCGGCUAAACCGACGUGAUGACGUCAGACCGUGCGUAUUCUGCUGUGAUCCGGGAGAUGCUGUCAGAGGAGACCACGCCUCCCGCACAGGAGACCCCGCCUCCCCGCAUCCUGCUGGUGGAGGCGUUUUAUGGCGGCUCGCACAAACAGCUUAUGGACCUGUUGAAGGAAAACAUCGCGGGCUGCUCCGUCUUCACGCUACCUGCCAAAAAAUGGCACUGGAGGGCAAGAACAGCGGCGCUCUACUUCAGCCAGAACAUCCCCGCCUGCCCGUCAUACAGGCUCCUCUUCAGCAGCUCCGUCCUCAGCCUGUGUGAGCUGGCGGCUCUCAGACCGGAUCUGGCCCGGCUCAAGAAGGUUCUGUACUUCCACGAGAACCAGCUACUUUAUCCGGUCCGCCGACACCAGGACAGGGACUUCCAGUACGGCUACAACCAGGUGCUCUCAUGCCUGGUGGCAGAUGUCGUGGUCUUCAACUCCCGCUUCAACAUGGACUCCUUCCUGUCAUCCAUCCCCUCCUUCAUGAACAAGAUCCCAGACCAUCGCCCCAAAGACUUGGACUGCCUCAUCAGGCCCAAGUGUGUGGUCCUGAACUUCCCGCUCCAGUUUCCUGAUGUCAGCAGGUUCUUGCCUAAACACAAACUCCUGCAGCGGCCUACUGAGCAGUCUCGUGUUGAUGAUAUCAUGUUGCAGGGCGAGCAGCAGCAGAGCAGAGCUCACGAUGAAGAUACGCCACGGUGUGAGCAGCCUGCGGAGGGGGGCGUGGCCAGCCAGGUGAAGCCUUUGCACAUCGUGUGGCCUCACAGGUGGGAGCAUGAUAAAAACCCUGAGCUGUUCUUCAGCACUCUGCUCAGACUGAAGGAGCGAGGACUCGACUUCCACCUGUCCGUGCUCGGAGAGACCUUCACCGACGUGCCCGGCCUCAGAGUCUUCACUCAGGUGUCACAUCAAGGACUCUUUGAAAGCGUCCAGAGUCCAGCAGAGUCCUGCAGGUUGGAGGCGGUGCACUGCGGCUGCUUCCCUCUGUGUCCGAAGGCGCUCGUUUACCCCGAGAUAUUUCCAGCACAGUACCUGUACUCCACACCUGAGCAGCUCUGUAAGCGGCUGCAGGGACUCUGCAGGAAGCCCGACGUUGCCCGUAGACAUAUCGUCAAGGUGGACACCUUGGCCUACUCCUGGGCCGCCCUGAAGCCGCGUUUCCAGGAUUUGUUGUCAGCCCCGUGUCCCUGAACACACCGCUGCCGCCAUCGCGUCUGACCUGCGGCGCCACUGAGCUCAGCAUGAGAGCCAACUCUGAGCCCACGAGUCUGGACUCGUUCUGGUCUCCUCAGACUGGGUUCUUGGAGGAGUUCUGGGCUGGACCCACAAAGAGGCCAAUUCUUCCUCCACAGGACUGAUCAGACUGGACCAGGUCCUGGUCUUGAUCCUGGUUUAACUCUGGGUCCUAGUCCUGAUCCUGGACCUGGUCCAGGAUUCUGAAGUUUGUUUGUGGUUCUGCUGAAGAUGCUGUAAAACUUUUCUGAUAUGUUUGAAAUGGACUCGUUUGUUAUUGAUAAACAUGACAUAAAAUCAGAAUUAACACGA
Molecule: messenger RNA, 1603 nt
Organism: Pundamilia nyererei
Lineage: Eukaryota; Metazoa; Chordata; Actinopteri; Cichliformes; Cichlidae
Gene: qtman
Product: glycosyltransferase-like domain containing 1
Exons: 11
Coding region: 38-1249 (403 amino acids)
Source: RefSeq, a predicted model, not a curated record